ACACCUUGCUUCAAUUAAUAAUACUGCUAAAGCUAGCUAGCUAGCUUAGUUGCACUAAAGAAUCAAAGUUACUAGUAUAGUAUAGCUAGCUCUUGGACAUUCUGUUUGUCUGCCACUAAUCUAUACCAGUAAUUCCCAGGCUCUGAAGACUCAUCAGAGAAGCCACCAACAGAACUCAAUAUCUCAGGCUGACAGUGGAAAUGAAGACUACUGUGCACUUCCAGUGUGUACUACACCUGCUGAUCUUAUGUAUUCUUACAGUUGAAGGUAUAACACCUUUCGUGUCUCUGACUGUCGAGGGGAGUCUAGUUGGUGAACACUGUCCAAGAACAGUCAGACUGUUCUGUAAGGGGGUGGAUUUGUCUAUUUUAAGAUGGAGAUAUAAUGGCGGAACUGGAAUCUACUCGUUUUCGACCACUGACUUGCCAAUGAUCUCAAUUCUGUCUAGUCCUGCUUUUAUGUCCGUAGAGUUAACUAAUGUUACGCAAACUCCGAAUGAUCCAAGAUUCGCACAAUUUACUUCAGUUCUGAUUGUGGAUAUUGCUCAACUUCAAGCUCAAAAUGUAGCAAGUAUUAAUUGUGGGGACCCUGGAACAAUUGCUACCGAACCAGUUAAUGUAAUUAUUCUCAAACCGUCUGUCCCCAAUAAUCCUGUGAUAACUGCUGUGACUGCUACCUAUAAGUUUGGCCUUUUGAUGACCCUUGAAGUAUCAUGGAUGGAGUUGGAAGAAGUUUGCCUGGAAUUCAAGACCUCGCUUGUAUACAUGCUGAAUCUAACUAGUCCACUAUCACCACCGACUGUUGUUGAGGAUGACCGAAUUAGUUGCAGAGGCGGGAUGUGCGUUGGACUGUUUUCAAAUAUUUCAGAGAAUGUUACAGUAGUGGAGGAGUACACUCUGUCACUGAGUGCUAGAAAUGACAUGGGAUUAAGCAAAGACUCUGCAUAUCAAAACACAAUACAGCAACAAAGUGAUCAAUACUUUACUCCUGAAAUCUUGAAUUCUACCAGCUGCGAAAUAUUUGUUCGAUGUGUGUCAACAUAUACAAGUCUAAACAAUGCUACAUGUUCUGUGUCAUAUGGUAUGAAUGCCAGCACUGUCACUUUUCUACUUAACAACACAAAAUUACGUGUUUUAAAUGAACUUCAGUCAGCUGCAGAGUCACACUUAUUCGUUUUCUCGUUGAUGGUUGAUCACAUUUUAAGAAUAAAUGUCAUCAAAGAGACGAGUAUUUCAGGUACCUGUGAGAGAAAAACGAAUAACGCUGAUAUCGAUACAAUACAAUUUGUCGUCCUUUUCACAUUAAUAAUUAUUGUUGUGGUGUUGAUGACGGUGCCAAUUAUUAUAAUGUGCCGUUUUGUUGUUGGAAUUAAGCACUGUAACAAAAGUCAGAAGCCUAAAGAAGAGUAUCCAGUGUCAAAAAAUAAUGACAAUUAAGUGUUUGAGUGAACUACGAUUUGGUCCAUGGACAAAAAAACCUCAUGCACGUAACAAUUUGUAUGGCUGCACCUAUAAUUAUAAGCAUGUUUUUUCUAUCUAUUUUUCUACUUUGACCAUAGAGACUUGUGUUUCAGUGUUUUCUAUUUCAUAUCAUGUCUAACUCAUUGUCACUGAGCUAUUGUUAGCAUCAUUUACUAUUAGUAUAAAAGAUGAUAAUUUGCAACCUUUUGGCUUAGCUACAUUGUAUAGGACAGCUCUGCAGGCUUCCGUAUAUCUUUUCUCUAGCUGUCUCCAUGCACAACAUUCUGAUAUGUGACCAACCUCCUCUGUAUAUAAAAGCAAUGCAAGACAAUAGGGUGGUGUGUGUGUGUGUGUGUGAGAGAGAGAUGUACGAAUAUUUGGGUGAUUCAUACAAACAUUUGCACCGACGAAAAUUACUCGCUAUUUUUUUGUUAAUUCAAAUGUUUGUAUGAACUGCCAAGUUAAAUUUUUCGUAUAAUUGGGGCGAGUGAGAGAGGACAAGGAUGAACCGCUACGUACAACAAUUAAUUUUUUAGCCUCAUUCCAACCACUGUUUCGCGUUAAAAUGGGGGGAAACCAGUCUAAAAAGAGGCUUUGCAACUCGAUCUUUGCACCACAACCAAAGCUUUCCUUGAAAUAGGUUUUUGAGCUACUACUUGUCAUACAGACCGAAUGUCUGGAGCUAAUAGCUAGAGAUUCUUCUAUCAUAAUGACUAUAGGCCUUGGCAAAUUAUGCUUUGUUUUGAUUACUCUCAAAAAGUCAGCCUAUUAUUCCAGUUUGGUGUACCGAUUAUUCCUUAAAGACAUCAAAUUUAAUCUCAUAAUUGUUAAGUAUUAUAAAUGUAUACCUAUAUAUAUAUAAUUAUACUUAAUCUAGUUACCAUGCGCAUGCAACCCCUACCAGACCGAGGUUAUAUAUGGCCUUAGCUGAAUGGUUUCCUAGUACAUUGCCCAAAAACCAGUGGCCCUAAACUAGCGUUGUUCCCAGGCUUUACUUUUUCUUGUUCUUGUCUGUUCUCGAGCUAGAGAUGAUGGGAGGCACUAAAGAAGGACAUGAUGGACGUCAUCGUGAAAGAAAAAAUAAAGCCUGCAUAGUAUACGAAGUCGCGUGAUCCAUAUACAUUUUUAUGAACGUGGGCGAUAUGUAGCCUACAAUCGUGACGUAGAGUAUUCUCCCACGCAUUAAUUAAAAAAACACUAGCUAGAAAACAUAAUUUUUGAUCAUAAUUAUUCUCUUUUUUGGCUGCCUCGUUACUCUUAUUAUCACACUAUGCAGACGCACCGCAAUAAAUGCGGGGGUGUAAAAUCGCACGCUAUGCGCAUGGCGCCAUUUUUUCUGUGCUCUUGAGCACCGCCUGCUUCAAUUUCUAGAAACUCCCCUAUAGCUUUAGCACAUACAGACACAUGGACAAAAACACACUACCAUGCGGCAUAACAGUUAUUAAUUUUGUCCAUCUCCUGCAAUUAAGCAACAACAUCAAACCACACCCACACCCACAUCUCCCUCGAACAGAUAAUAAUGCAUUUGGUUGCUAGCUGGGCGUAGCCCGGCACCCGUUCCCAACGGGUGGCCGGGUGACACGCUUAUCCCUUUACUGGUCAAAUUGUUGUAAAUUUUAAACAACAAUCUGGGAGGGAGCGUGCUAUCAACUUGUGAAUGUUGCAUGAUAUUGGAUUCUGUGGCAGAUUGGAUAGUAUCAUGAAUGCGAUUAUCCUUUGAAGUUCUGCUGAGCUGUUCAAUUAGGACACUUAAAAAAAAAAGAAGGUUUAAAACAAGCUAUACAGCAUGUAGGACUGAGUAGUAUCCAUUGGUAGACUCUCUGGACUAUCUUGGUAGCCAUAGAAUAUUUUCGAAGAGGAAACAGCAAGCCAUUUGUGUACACAGGCACUUCACAAGUGGACACAAGCUCUACAAUCGUCUACAUGCUUGCUAAGCAGCUUAGUUGACCAGAGUGCAGCUUUUAAAGGCCACACAUACUUCCAUCGAGGCAGCAGCAAGGCAUAAAAUCGAUGGUUAGUUUGUGCACAGCCAUUGACCCACGCCCAUCUCUACAAGCCAUAGCCACUUCAUUGGGGGCGGAGAUAACAUCAAGCUAAUUUGGUGGGUUGGGCUCAGAUGCAAACUAAAGUGAUGGAACUGUUCCAGAUUGUGUGCGAUUGACCUGGAAAGGAUUUGUGUUCACACUCAAUGUACAUAUACCUUACUAACAUUAAUUUCUUAUUAACACCUUAUGUUAUGUAAUAUUAAUUUUACUACUACCUUAACCAUGAUUUGAUGUUAAUUCUCUGCGAGCCUCUGCAUGGCCAUGGGGCCCCACUCCACGUAUUUAAGGUUUUGUUUACCCUUUUUGCCUCACUUCACCUUAACUUCACUUUAACUUCAUUUUACCCUGUAUUGUCAGUUGAUGUUUUGCUUCUCAAUCUAAGAAUUUGGUUAAGCUACA
This is a messenger RNA of Halichondria panicea, 3904 nucleotides long. RefSeq lists its product as uncharacterized. The record is from RefSeq and is a predicted model, not a curated record. The transcript has 9 exons. The coding region runs from base 201 to 1436 and encodes 411 amino acids. Lineage: Eukaryota; Metazoa; Porifera; Demospongiae; Suberitida; Halichondriidae.